GUUAACGAGAAAAUAAAAAAAAUCGUUUGAUGUAUUUACAACGCUCCUUCACAUGACUGCCGACGCAUGCGCAGUCGCCCGGUUGUAACUCGAAAUAUUCAAUAAUCUGGGAAGCUGCUGUCGCUGGACACCUCGCUGCAAAAACGAGAACGAACCACGGCGCUGCUGUGUUUUUACAGGAAAGGAGGCGAAUUUCAGCAGGAGGCCACAGUUCUCGACUCGACUGACAAGCAGCAAUGAGCUUCUUUGGUUUUGGUCAAAGUGCGGACAUCGACAUAGUUCUGAAUGACGCCGAAACGAGAAAGAAAGCUGAGCAUAAAAGCGAAGACGGCAGGAAGGACAAAUAUUUCCUCUUCUACGACGGGGAAACGGUGUCGGGCAAAGUCAAUGUGACGCUCAAGUACCCGGGGAAGAGGCUGGAGCACAACGGCAUCAAGAUUGAGUUUGUCGGGCAGAUAGAGCUGUAUUACGACAGAGGAAACCACCAUGAGUUUGUGUCUCUGGUGAAAGACUUGGCUCGGCCGGGAGAGAUCACGCAGUCGCAGACGUUCGACUUUGAGUUCACGCAUGUGGAGAAACCCUACGAAUCUUAUACUGGACAAAAUGUCAAAUUACGCUAUUUUCUGCGGGCGACAGUGGGCCGAAGACUGAACGACAUCAGCAAAGAGCUGGACAUUGUGGUUCACACGCUCAGCACCUACCCUGAGCUCAACUCCUCCAUCAAGAUGGAAGUGGGCAUCGAGGACUGUCUACACAUAGAGUUUGAGUACAACAAGUCCAAGUAUCACCUAAAAGAUGUGAUUGUAGGGAAGAUUUACUUCCUGUUGGUGAGGAUUAAGAUCAGACAUAUGGAGAUUGACAUCAUCAAGCGGGAGACGACCGGUACUGGACCCAACGUCUACCAUGAGAACGACACCAUAGCAAAGUAUGAAAUCAUGGACGGUGCUCCAGUCAGAGGAGAGUCCAUCCCCAUCAGGCUGUUUCUGGCAGGCUAUGAGAUGACUCCCACCAUGAGGGACAUAAACAAGAAGUUCUCAGUGCGGUACUACCUCAACCUGGUCCUCAUCGAUGAGGAGGAAAGGCGCUAUUUUAAACAGCAGGAGAUCACUCUGUGGAGGAAAGGCGAUAUCGUGAGGAAGAGCAUGUCUCAUCAAGCCGCCAUCGCCUCCCAGCGCUUCGAAGGCACCUCCCAUCCGGAGAAGCUGCAGAACUCUGAAGAAGAAAACAGCUAGAGCCCAGCGUGCAACUCCCCCCCCCCUCCCGUAGUGAGUGUCUGAGGGAAGGACGACGCAGAAAUGUCAGUCUGAAACCUGAAUGCGAGAAUGAUUAGUUUGCCUGAGUGAGCGAGCGAAUGAGAGGCUUUGAAAAUGUGACGGCGUGUGUGUCAAGGGUCAGACGAGACUCAGACAAGUAAAUCUCAGUGUUUUUGUUUUAACCACCUUGAAGUACCAGCUGGGUGGAGUUUACCACACUAAGUCUGAUGAAGUAGCAUCAGCUGGAAAAAAAAGAAGAAAAAAAAAUACUAAAACAGGCACAAAUUUGACUUUUUUUUGACAUGUAUUAACCAGCUCAGUGGGGCAAACUUCACUUAUUAGAUGCACUUGAAUAUAAUUUGCAAAUACUGUGUGUGUGAAUGAAUGUACAUAACGUGGCACGCGUUGAGCCAUCUCGGGUGGGUUUCUAACACGACCGACCUCUCCUUUAAAAUGACUCGGUUGGAACGUCGCGCUGUGCGGAAACUGUAGGUUACAGUCGACUUUACAACGCAUUUCUGUGUGUGUCCUCGCAGGAAUGGGACCUCAUGACAAAUUAAUUUAAGGGUUAUUUUUUUUUCUCCCGAUCCCGAAACCGCUUCGUGUCUCUUCGUUUUACGAAAACAAUCGCGUGACGAAAAAAAGAAGAACAAAACUCUACAAACGAAUGGAAAAAAAACAAAAAAAACAUUUUGUAUCAGACAAUGCUUAAAUAUUUUCAUACAUUCCAAGGCUGUCAUCAGAAAUUGGCGUGAUUAAUAGAGUAUUUAUUUUUUAACGGAAAUCCAUGUUUUUAACGAGCGUUUGACGUGUCGGUUGCGUCGCUUGGUUGCGGCUUGUGUCGAGUGUCGCCGCUGCUGCUAAAACAAAUGUGGCACUUGUGAGCUGUGGGGCUUUUUCUUCCAUCUCCCACCCGUAGUUUGAAGCCCUGCGUCGUCGUUUGCACUAUGACCUCCUCCUGCUAGUUUUCUUCUGUCAGUGCUGAAAGCCAGACUUCAUCAACCCCAGGUUCAAACCUGACAAGGACAGUAUUACACCUUGGUUUAGUGGCGUAGAUGCUUGAUUCCUGUCUAUUGAUGGUCUGUAGGCCGCUGGGACUGACUGCCAUGUUUGUUUGGCGAGUUAGCUUCGUGCCUAUAAGGGUUUAGUGCCAAAAUAUUUCAGUGCAAUAUUAGAGAACGUAAGAUGAUGCUGUCACGAAGGCGACUCUGAUAUAUUAGGCACUUAACCGGAAACACUGUUUAGCAGCGUGAUAUUUCCAUUUAAAGUCAAGCAGAGUAGAUGAUGAAGGCGAUUUCUUGUUUUUGAAUGUGUUUCUAAGGUUGCUUUCACACCUAGGGAGCGUUUCUCCCUCGGGUUAGUUCGUUUGGGCCGGUGUGAUCGCAGCCAUCGCACCGUGUGUGGAACAAAUGAACCGAGCCUGGUUAUAGAGGGUGGGUGGGUGGGCUCAGGCCGAUGGCAGUCGCUCCCCGGGCCGGUUUUGUUAGCAUCGUGAAGCGCAAAUUACCCACAGACCCAUGUAACUGCCUUACAACUAUAAUAAUAAUGAAGUUUACCUGAUGCAUCUUUGGAAGAGCGUGCCGAGGCGUCUGAUACAUAACACUGGUACGUAAAAAAACCACAGCCACAACAGUUACACGCCAGUGUCACCGCUCUCUGCUAAUGCUCUGUUUGUGAUUUGAUUAUUUCCCCCGAAAUCCAAUUUUUCUCUGCAAAAUGAUGAUCAAUCACAUCAGCGAAACUGUGGUUGAGGGGGAGUCGGAGCAGAACCCCGAGCCCAGGUUAAAUGUAACAUUGUGACUAUAUUGCAUCGGUUACUCCCUGAAUCGAAACAAGACACAGCUGUGAAGGCACCGUAGAAUAAAUCAUGCUUGACUUAAAGCACAUAGGUGAGUACAAAAAGUCCUCUCUGGUGUGUGGAAAAUAAUACAGAAACCUAACUCCAGCUCUUGCGCUGUGCAACUUUGCAAAAUGGAUCACUGUGUAUCUUGUUGAAGUUGAGACGUGUUUAUAUUUCAUAUUUCCCCGGCAGUAAGUCCCCAUUUUUUUUAGUAGACUGCUGUUUUGCAAAUCUGAUUAAAAAAAAAAUAAAUAAACUGCUGUUUACAUAACUGCUGAAAUAUUGCAACCAUCGACCUAAGGUGCGUUCAUCUGAGCCAACGGGACGUUUUUAUUUGGACGACUUGACUGAACGGGCGACAGAGUUACUUUUUCACCGAGUUUUCUCUGUUGCAUUGUUGACGGUGGUAGAAGUCACUGCCUCGUUAUAAACCCUUUAAACGUUAAGGGACUGUAUGCAAAUUAAAUUGGAUUGGGAUUAAAAUAUUAUAUGCAGUCAGUGGAGGGUCCUGAGCCUUAAGGUUAACUCACAUACCCAUACACAACAUCAAGAGUUGGCAAACAUACCAAACUUCUAUUGAACAGGAAGUUGUCCUUCAAUGAGUAAGUGAACUAUACAUAAGGACGACCAUAGUGAGAUGUCGCUCACUUUUUUAGCAUUUAGUUUACCAACUUUACCUUCGCUGUAUCUAUUGUUCUGUUCUAAGAGGAGAGAAAAGUUUGUGCAACCAUUGGCUCAUGGAAAAAAAAAUGAUACACUCUUUACUGCACUUAGAACACAAAGUUCAUGUCACAGGCAGCGAGAGCGCACACGAACCCAACACCAACAUGAUAUAAAUUUGCACAUGUAGGCACAAACUGACACACGCUGGAAAAUGUGAGCAACGAAAAUAAAAGUUUUAUGAACGUGUCUCAUGAACAACAGAGAGAGAGAGAGAGAAAAGAAACAGGCUGAAGGGAAAUGAAAAUAAGAUGUGGUUUCUCUGCCUGUUUGAACGAGAGCCCCGUAAACUGAGACGGUUGCGGCGGUUCGAUUCCAGCCUGCACCUUUUGCUCUACAUCAAUAUUUUUCAGUCGGUCCCCGGAAGUGAUUUUAAAAAUCUGCAUAAAAACCCACCUGCGAGUCUCCAUUGGCUUCUAGCGAACGCUGUUGUCUUUUGCAUUUGGCAGAACACGCAGCUAUGAGUCACGGUGCACAACAAAAGGCAUUUUUUAUGAGAACGCUCAGUAAUUUUUAAAUGAGUCCCUCUUAGAAAAGAGUGAACUGAAACAGAAAUGUGUUCUUGAAUGAUUGAACACUGUGCUCACAAACCAGCCCGUGUACUUCCAACAAUAAAUGCAGAAUCCUUGCCCCUCACUGACCUCACCUCCCUCCCCAAUCAUUUUCAGACAGUCCCUAAAGUAUUCUCCUUUUCUUUUUUGUUGCCAGUACUGGUACCGACAAACGAUAGCUGAACUAACCCAGUUUGCAAUAGAGCAUUAACAGAGAUUAUAAUAGGAAAGAAUAAUGAAAUGUACAGUAUAAAUGCACAAUGUAAAUGCAACCCUCCUCCUUUUUGUUUUUAUCCAUGUCAUAUUUUAUCUUCCUGUCUGUAAAUGCAGAUUGUAAUCAUUUUAUAUUCCAGUUUGUCUUUGAAUUAAAAGGGAGUAACUGAAA
Mugil cephalus (flathead mullet) is the source of this 4749-nucleotide messenger RNA. It is a transcript of the gene vps26bl, whose product is annotated as vacuolar protein sorting 26 homolog B, like. The transcript has 6 exons. Lineage: Eukaryota; Metazoa; Chordata; Actinopteri; Mugiliformes; Mugilidae. Gene Ontology annotation, biological process: retrograde transport, endosome to Golgi; intracellular protein transport. The coding region runs from base 237 to 1232 and encodes 331 amino acids. The record is from RefSeq and is a predicted model, not a curated record. Gene Ontology annotation, cellular component: retromer complex; endosome.